Centruroides sculpturatus (bark scorpion) is the source of this 1929-nucleotide messenger RNA. RefSeq lists its product as uncharacterized. NCBI's taxonomy places the organism in Eukaryota, Metazoa, Arthropoda, Arachnida, Scorpiones, Buthidae. The coding region runs from base 1 to 1929 and encodes 642 amino acids. The record is from RefSeq and is a predicted model, not a curated record. The transcript has a single exon. Gene Ontology annotation, biological process: DNA replication, removal of RNA primer. Gene Ontology annotation, molecular function: RNA-DNA hybrid ribonuclease activity; nucleic acid binding.
AUGCCGAACAGGAGUACUGAAGAUGUUAUUUGCAAAGUUGUUGGUAAUAUUAAUGACCUAUUGGCUCGAUUUAAGUACUGUUGCGGAAUAAGUUUGGACAUUACAGGGGCCUUCGACCACGCCUGGUGGCCCCUGGUUUUGUUGUCGCUGCGUGAAGCAAGGGUUCCCCAGAACCUAUACUAUGUGGUAAAGGAUUAUUUAAAGGAGAGAACGGUGAUCUACAACUCUCAUGGGGUGUAUGUCUCCAAACGGCUGAAUAGAGGAUGCCCUCAGGGCUCCAACUCCGGACCUCUGUUCUGGAACCUUGUGUUUGAUCAUUUUCUCUGGGCUGAUAAGGGUCCCGGGGUUAUAGACUUGGCCUACGCGGAUGACACCUUUGUGCUUUUUGGCGCAAACUCAAGGAAGGAGAUUGAGACAACUGGUGAGUGGGUCUUGAACCAUAUUCGAGAGCUGGGCAAUCAGAUCAAACUGACAUUCAAUCCUAAGAAAACUAUGGCCAUUGUUUUUUCAACCGGCCGCUCCCCGUGCUUAUACGGGAGGAAACCCAUUAUCAAAAUGGGAGGUGAAAGCAUUCAAAUUGAAAAACAAAUGAGAUACCUAGGUGUCACACUUGACAACAGGUUAACCUGGCUCCCGCAUGCUGUACGGACUAAGGAUAGUUGUAUCAACCUGUUUAAUGCUCUGGCCAGGGUGGCGAGAGCCACCUGGGGUCUUGGAAGAGAGGCAAUAGAGGUCAUCUAUAGGGGAGCGUUCCUCCCUAGGAUAACGUAUGGUGCGGCGGCUUGGAGCCAUGCAGCUGGAAAGGUCGCUAUUAAGAGAAGACUUGAUUCGGCGCAGAGAUGUGCACUUCUUAGGUGGACAAAAGCAUAUAGUACCACUUCAACAGAGGCACUGCAGGUGAUUGCAGGUGCUCCGCCGGUGGAUCUCGUCCUGAAUGAAAGAGCCACACUGUUCCAAUGUAGAAGAGGAAGCAACAUUGUUGUGAAUGACAUCGAGUACACCAGUCGGGACUAUGAGCUAAGGCCUGCUUUGUGCGAACAACUUAAAUCCUACAACCGCAUAGUCUUAGAACCAUCAAGCAGGAAUACUGAAUAUUCAAUCCAGAUCUACACAGAUGGCUCAAGAGUGGACAUGAGAGUUGGUGCUGCCUUCUUGGUGAUGUGCAACGGCAGUACGUUAGUGGAGAGGCAAUUUAGACUUGGUGACGCAUGCUCGGUCUACCAGGCUGAGCUCCUAGCUAUAGACAGAGCAGUCGACUGGGUGGCUGAGAUGAAGCACUUGGAGCCUAUUAUAAUCUACUCAGAUAGCAUGGCUGCCGUCAACACGUUGAGGCAAUUUAAAGACACAAAUAAUAUAUCGUUAAAUAUUAAGAAAAAUAUAAAGCAUAAUGGUCUCAAUAUUAGAGUGGAGUGGGUUAAGGCACACGCCGGGAAUCCCGGAAACGAAAGGGUGGACCUGCUGGCGAAAGAGGCCACCCUGAUUCCUGAAGUGUAUUACGACAAGAUCCCCAUCUCGGGAAUUAAAAAGCAAUUAAGAACCUGCACCUAUAACGAAUGGCAGGAUCGAUGGUCGUGCUCCUCAAAAGGAAGGCAUACCUUUUGGCUCCUUCCGUGUGUUGAAGAGAGGAUGAGAGAUUUGAACUGGAUCCCGGUGGAUUAUUAUUUUAGCCAGUUGUACUCUGGACAUUGUAACUCAAAAGCUUACCUGAAGAAGAUUGGCAGAAGGAGUAAUGCAGAAUGUGACUGCAACGGUGAGACACAAGAUAUUAACCAUCUGUUUUACACAUGCCACAAAUAUGAAGCGAUGCGGCUUCAUCUGACUUUAAGCCAUACUCAGAGUCAUGAUACCAACGCUGAUAUGUAUACGGUUAUCCGAAACCGAGACAUUUGUAAUGACCUUAGGAUCUUCAUAAGGAAGAUUUUGUUGUAA